UGGUGUUCUCCGUUUCUCUUUAAACCCCUCUUCUCUCAAAUGGAUUAAACAUUCAGUCAGCUACGACUCCCAAACCCUUGAGGCUAUCUUGCGCUUCGACCCCUUCUAAAUUGCGCCGAUGGAGAACAACUCCUACACUACUUCAUACGCUGAGUCCGGCGACUCGUCUCCUCGGUCGCGAGAAAUCGAGUUGGAAAACCCGCCGCCGUGGGAGGAACAACCACCGUCGUCCAACAACUACAAAGUCAAAUUCAUGUGCAGUUACGGCGGUAAAAUCCACCCUAGACCGCACGACAACCAGUUAACAUAUGUCGGGGGCGAAACUAAGAUCUUGGCCGUGGAUCGCAGCAUCAAAUUCCCCGGGAUCAUUUCGAAACUCUCGGCUCUCUGCGACGCCGACGUUUGCUUCAAGUACCAGUUACCCGGAGAAGAUCUCGACGCGUUGAUAUCGGUCACCAAUGACGACGAUCUCGACCACAUGAUGCACGAGUACGAUAGGUUGUAUCGGGCUACGGCGAAACCGGCGAGGCUGAGGUUGUUUCUCUUCCAGGUGAAUCCGCCGCCGGCAACGCCAUCGAGUUUGGCAUCGAAUGAGGGGAAGUUAGAUAGGGAACAGUUUGUGGAUGCUCUGAAUUCCGUUCCAGUACAAUCGUCAACGCCGCCGUCAACGGUGGCGCCGCCGAACCAUAUGGACUUCCUGUUUGGUUUGGAGAAAGGAAUGCUGCCUCCGGUGGUUGCGAAACUCCAGGAUCAGAUUCCGGAACCUGUCCCUCCAAUUCCUCUUCUGGUUCCUGCCGUUGAGGAUCGGGUUAUAGGAUCCGAUCCGAUCCAGAGGCAGAUCCAGGAUUUGCAGAGGUUGCAAAUUGAAGUUCAAGAGCAAGCAAGAAAAUUUGAUGAUCAAAUGGCCGGAGGUUUCAACAGAGACUAUUACGUUCAGAAGAUGUCGGAAAAUUUGCCGCCGUCGACAUUACCAGUUACUGUGCCGGGAACGAUGUCACUUCCGCCUCAGUAUUGGCCAGAAAAGCAAAUCAUGAGUGGAGGAUUUCCGGCGACUACGAUUGGAACAGAUCAACCUGUAUACAUGAUUCCAGCUCCGGCGGGAAUGUAUCACACGCCGAUUGCAAGGCCGGUGACUGGUCCAACCGGUCAGGGAUACUACGCGGUGCAGAGGAUGCCACCGGAAGUUUAUCGGGACCAGACGGUGUACGGUGUUAUGCCACCUCCGGCUGCUGCGCCACCUACACUGCCGCCUCAAGUACCGAAGAUGGCGGCAUACACGGAAGGUAUUGGAAUGGUACGGCCACCGACACCAACAACAGGGGUUGUGGAUACGGGUUACACACAGGUGGCGUACGAUAAUGGGAUGGGGAGGCAGGUAUACUAUACUGCGCCGGGAGUUGUAAUGCCGCCACAGUAUCAGGGAAUGGCGGCACCAGGUGUCAGCGCCGAAAUGAGACCAACGCUGACUGAAGAAGCUAAUGUCGUGGCAACAAAGGUAUCCCAAGCUUUAGUGUGAGUACAAGGUAAAUACUAGUCAUUAGAAGGGCAAAAAUGACUAUUUCUUCGGAGGCAACCAUUACAGAUUUACCUACAGUGCGAAAAUAUAAAUGGAGUUUGUAUUUUGGCUAUUUGCUGUGGCUUUUGACAAUUUUGUAUGUUUCAAGUGAAAUUACUGUGUAUUCAUGUGCUAAAAACUUUAUAAAUAAGGUUUAGUUUUA
Cornus florida is the source of this 1718-nucleotide messenger RNA. RefSeq lists its product as uncharacterized. The record is from RefSeq and is a predicted model, not a curated record. The transcript has a single exon. The coding region runs from base 119 to 1516 and encodes 465 amino acids. NCBI's taxonomy places the organism in Eukaryota, Viridiplantae, Streptophyta, Magnoliopsida, Cornales, Cornaceae. Gene Ontology annotation, molecular function: protein binding.